AUGGUGUCGGGCGAGGGAGGCUAUCGUCAAAUCAAUAAAGCCUUGAAUACCUGCGCCUUUGAAGAUUAUUUGAAAGCCCAGCAAAAAUGCAUGCCAAAACUGUUAGAUGUGGAGCAGAUCAGUCCACGAGUAAUCCGUAUCCUUGGACAGAACCCUGGAAAGUUUACUCUUCAAGGAACGAACACCUAUAUUGUCGGUACUGGAGCCAAGCGUCUCAUCAUCGACACGGGCCAGGGCAUCCCAGCCUGGGCAGGGUUGGUUGCAGAAACACUGGCCAUCGGAAAAUUUUCACUAUCAGAAGUCCUUCUAACACAUUGGCACGGAGAUCAUACCGGUGGUGUUCACGAUCUCAUUCGAUUGUGCCCAGAUCUCUCUCGGUUUAUUUUCAAACAUACCCCGAGCAAAACUCAGCAGCCCAUCUUCGACGGCCAAAUAUUCACCGUUGAGGGCGCUACAUUGCGAGCCAUUUACACACCAGGACACUCCAAUGACCACAUGUGCUUCGUUUUAGAAGAGGAGAAUGCCAUGUUUACUGGGGACAACGUGCUUGGUCAGGGCACCACAGCAGUUGAACACCUCGGCACCUGGAUGGAAACAUUACGCACAAUGAAGUCAUAUGAAUGCGUCAAGGGCUACCCGGCCCAUGGAGAUGUAAUAGCAAGCCUCAAUUCCAAGAUUGCGGGAGAGCUGGGAGGGAAGUUGCGACGUGAGCGCCAAGUGCUGCGGGCUCUACAUCAAAUUGAAAGUGGCCCGCGGGGUAGAAGGCUCUCAACCAAGGAGGUGGUCAUGGCGGUGCAUGGAGAUAAAAUUAGCGAUCAACUUAUGGAGAAGGUGUUGGAUCCGUUCAUGGACGAGAUCCUUAGAAAGCUCGCUGAAGAAGGCAUAGUUGGAUUUGAUAUGAGAGGAGGCGUAAAAAGGUGGUUUGCUGUCACUUGA
Molecule: messenger RNA, 936 nt
Organism: Penicillium canescens
Lineage: Eukaryota; Fungi; Ascomycota; Eurotiomycetes; Eurotiales; Aspergillaceae
Gene: tpcB
Product: metallo-beta-lactamase type thioesterase tpcB
Exons: 2
Coding region: 1-936 (311 amino acids)
Biological process (GO): secondary metabolite biosynthetic process
Source: RefSeq, a predicted model, not a curated record